GCCCUUCUCUUCCCUGCAUAAGCUUCUUGUCUCUUGGUGGCAACUGCUACAGGGAGACACAGGAAUUUGUCCUUAGACAUGGGAAACUUGAAAGAAAAACUAGAGGAGGAGAAGAAGAAGAAGAAGAAGAGUGAGAAGGCUAAGAAGACUAAUGCCGAGCUCUUCCAAAAGAAAGUAAUGCUAAAGAAAGAAGAAAAACAGAAUGAAAAUAUCAAAACCACAGGGAAGAAGAAGAGGAGAAGAGAGAAGGAAAACAAUGUUAAUGCUGGCAUAGCUGUUCACGUGAAUUAAGACAAAGUAGAAGGAGAAAAGAACAAGAACAAACCAAGGAAAAAGAAAAGAAAAGGUGAGGAGAAAAAUAAUGCUCUGGUUGGAAAAUCUGUUCAGCAAGAUGGCUAUGAAGAACAAAAUGCGCCUAUUUAAAAUUCAAGGAGAUAUUAACGAUUUCAAAGGGCAGAGUGACACUGUUAUUGUAGAAGAGACCAGAACUCGUAAAUCCAAGAAACCUAACAGAAAGAAAAAGGAGCAUCACACGUUAAAGAAGGGUGAGACCAUACCGGAAAAGAUAGAAGAGGCUGUUGAGGAUGGGGCUUAUUACAUUUCUUCAGGGGAGGACUGCUCAAAAGGAAUGAGAAGUAUGAAUCUUAAAAUUGAAUGGCUUACAGAAUACCGUCAAAGUAGACCAGGUUUGAAGGUCUUGCAACAAUGGAUAGAUCAGUUUAUAACUGCUCAUGAGGAAAAACUUGAACAGGAAAGAAAUGAAAGAGAAGCCCGUGUUGCAGAAGAUGGUUGGACAGUUGUGGUGCACCAUAAAGGCAGGAAGAAGACAACAGAUUCUCAAAGUGGAAUUACUGUUGGUUCUGUGGCCCCAGCUGUUGCAGAGAGCCAAUUGACUAAGAAGAAACACAAAGAAAUUGGACCAGACUUCUAUCGGGUUCAGAAAAGAGAAGCUCAGAGGAAUGAAAUUCUGGCAAUCCAAAGCAAAUUUGAGCAGGAUAGAAAACGGAUUCAGCAAUUGAGAGCUGCUGGAAAGUUUCAACCUUACUGAAUGCUGCAGAAGCCGCAGAAAGAAUGAUUCAGAACUGAAGCUUCCAUGGAAAGUCUUUGCCCAUUAUCGAAUCAGCAUCCAACAAAAUUGGCAGCCAUUCCAAGCUAAAAUUUGCCCAUUUAUACAAGCAUUGUUGCUUCCCUGACAUGAAUACUGCAGUAGGUGAGAGGUUGGUUUAGGAAGCUGGUCCAAGCCCAUGGAAUAAAAUGAAAAGUAUCUUGUGAGCUCUGAAGAGAGUCAACAUAUGCAAUUUUACCCUUAUUUCAUAGAGUGGCCGUUUCGUCCCAUGCCCAUGGAAUAUAAUUGUAAAAGUCAAUGCAAGAAAAUUUUCAAUGCAGAAUUAAACGAUUCCAAGUUGUACCAGAAGCCAUAUAAUCUGCUGAAAAUUCAUAA
Molecule: messenger RNA, 1441 nt
Organism: Hevea brasiliensis (rubber tree)
Lineage: Eukaryota; Viridiplantae; Streptophyta; Magnoliopsida; Malpighiales; Euphorbiaceae
Exons: 9
Coding region: 362-1048 (228 amino acids)
Biological process (GO): ribosomal small subunit assembly; rRNA processing
Cellular component (GO): UTP-C complex; CURI complex
Source: RefSeq, a predicted model, not a curated record